GCGCAUGCGCCCUGCGCUCCUCCUCCUCCUCCCCCCCCCUCCGCCGCCGGCAGCGUAAUGGCGGCGGCCGCCGCGGCGGUGGCGGGCGGCGGGGAGCGGAGCAGCACCCGGGAGCGGCUGCUGGCGGCGCUGGAGGACCUGGAGCUCUUGGCCAGGGAACUGAUUGAAAUUUUGGCAAUUUCAAGAAAUCAGAAACUUCCACAACCAGGAGAAGAGAGCCAGAUCCUGGAGCUGCUGAUUCAGAGAGAUGGAGAGUUUCAAGAGCUAAUGAAGUUGGCAGUUGAACAGGGGAAAAUCCAUCACGAAAUGCAGCUUUUAGAAAAGGUGGUAGAAAAGAGGGAUAAUGAUAUUCAGCAGCUGCAGAAGCAACUGAAAGAAGCAGAGCAUAUUCUGGCAACAGCUGUUUAUCAAGCAAAGGAAAAGCUGAAAUCAAUUGAAAAGGCAAGAAAAGGUGCCAUUUCAUCUGAAGAAAUAAUUAAAUAUGCCCAUAGGAUCAGUGCUAGCAAUGCUGUUUGUGCCCCACUAACAUGGGUACCAGGGGACCCACGUAGGCCCUAUCCUACAGAUCUAGAAAUGAGGAGUGGCCUCUUGGGUCAGAUGAACAACCCAUCCACUAAUGGGGUUAAUGGACACUUACCAGGGGAUGCCCUUGCAGCUGGCAGACUGCCAGACGUGCUCGCUCCUCAGUAUCCUUGGCAGUCAAGCGAUAUGUCGAUGAACAUGCUACCUCCUAAUCACAGUAAUGACUUCAUGUUGGAGCCUCCAGGACACAAUAAAGAGAACGAAGAUGAUGUAGAAGUUAUGUCAACAGACUCCUCGAGCAGCAGCAGUGACUCAGACUAGGUGCAGAGGGACAGUAUCCCUACUAGACCUUUCCUGUGGUGAAGGUAGGUUGGAUGCUGUUAGUCACAGAAUGCAAUACCCUUCGGUUUUGCUGGCAGUCCCGUGCAAGGAGAAGAUGCAGCUGGCUCAAAAAAGGAAGGGUGACUGAUCUAAAACCAUGAACUUGAUAUUUUUUUCCCCCAUUAGAUGCUCAAGUAAAAUGGGAGCUUUCUGCUGGAGGAGCGAUGUCAAAUUUCCAGUGAUUAUGUAAAUGUGUGAAUGUGUAUGUAUGCAAGAGAUGGGCACGUGUAUAUAAAUAUUUACUAUAUGUUAGGUGAUAAAAGUUCCUGGGAAAAAAGGUGUAAGGGGAAUCCCCUUGUAUGUUUGUUAGUAACUUCACUCUUUUGAUGAUAGCCUUUUCUACGGCACAGAAAUAAGGCAUAAAAUUUGUAAUUUUAAUAUCUUUUUUGUUACUGCUGAAAUCCAUGUUCUUGAUCGUCUACUGUGUUCUGAGAACAAAAACACGGCAGCAAGGUGCAAAAAAAAAAGUUUGUAAUUAUUGUAAUAUAUAAUGAAUGGUUUGUCAUAAAUAAACUCACCUUUGAUGCUA
Molecule: messenger RNA, 1432 nt
Organism: Anas platyrhynchos (mallard)
Lineage: Eukaryota; Metazoa; Chordata; Aves; Anseriformes; Anatidae
Gene: MED4
Product: mediator complex subunit 4
Biological process (GO): regulation of transcription by RNA polymerase II
Cellular component (GO): core mediator complex; mediator complex
Molecular function (GO): transcription coregulator activity
Source: RefSeq, a predicted model, not a curated record